GUCCGUCAGCAGGAAACGAGCAGGCCCUCUUCUGUCUGCUUCCUCACCUCACCUCACAUCGCCUCGUCUCGUCUCGUUUCCCCUUCCGACGACGACCAACCGAUCGACCGCAGCCCACGCCUCAAUUGCGCCGCGCAUGCCUCCUCUCCUUGCCCGCGCCGCCGUGCAAUGUCACAAUAGCCCGCCUGUACGCCUUGCCGCCGUCGCCUUUGCGCCCCAAUCGCUCUAAUCGAAGUCGAUCGCGACGAACGACGAGACGAAGAACCAUGGCCUCCUCCGCGGCGCCGACUUCGGCUUCGGCCUCGGCCCCAACCACCACCACCACCACCGGCACCGCCAACCCCGACGUCGCCGCAAAGACCGACGAGCGCAGGAAAAAGGCCAAGCCUCCGGCUAUACGGUAUCCCUUUUGGUUCGGCGGCAGCGCCAGCAGCAUGGCCGCCUGCGUCACGCAUCCGCUUGAUCUGGACAAAACCAAAAACAUGCCUGUUGGCCAUGGCUCGUCACGCUCCUCCGACUAA
Purpureocillium takamizusanense is the source of this 521-nucleotide messenger RNA. Its product is annotated as Mitochondrial dicarboxylate transporter. Lineage: Eukaryota; Fungi; Ascomycota; Sordariomycetes; Hypocreales; Ophiocordycipitaceae. The transcript is spliced from 2 exons. The record is from RefSeq and is a predicted model, not a curated record. Bases 267 to 521 code for a protein of 84 amino acids.